AGAGUAUACAUAUAUACAUAGGAAUCAUAGAUGGCAUUCCUAAAAACAGAAAUUCGCAGAAUAGCAGACGACACGUUUAUAUACACAAAGAGCCAGGUGUAUUAUGAAAGUGAAAGUGCUGGUACUUCUCUGAACCAGACUGAGAGAAGGGAGAAUCCUGAUGUAGAAACUAAACUUUGGGACCUUGUAUUAUAUACAAUUUCCCAUUCAUUUACUUUGCGCAUAAAUGCCGGAGUAUUGAAUACGUUCAUUAUGGAGUUGAACAAUGUGGGAAACAAUAAAAGUUCCGUAUACGUGUCGAUAUCGUUUAAGAAAUUAUGUUUAGCAACAGUGUCUUUACCUCUGGUUGCGCUUUUAAUCUGCUUCGUCACGGCAUAUAUCUUCCAGCAGGAUGAUAUUCAUGAAACGCACUGCAGAGUUUAUAACGUACUUCCAUCAAUUUCAGCCAUCACUGGCGUAUCCCCUCAAAGAUAUUUGUGGCGAAUAUGCAUAGCAUUACACCUAGGCCCUCGUUUAAUCAUCGCUAGUGUAUAUCAUUCGUAUUAUUAUAAAAUACUCAAAACAAUCGAAGACGUACCUUCCAGAAUUAAGGGAUGUAGACUUUUAAAUUUAUGUUACUGGCUGAGUAUCGCAGAAGUAGCAUCCCUCUGCGGUGUUACGUACAUUUCGAACAGAGAAAAUUAUUCUGUGCAUGAGAAGAUUUUCAUAGCCUUUAUGAUUAGCUCGUUAACAUAUAUGCUGACCCAGGUGAGAUUGUGCCGACUCGUAACGCCAAACGCACGGAGUCUUCGGUACAAGCAAGCGCUUUUUAUAACAAGUCUCGUUACUACCGUUGGACUUAUCAUUUUCUUCCUGAAGCACAGGUUACUGUGCCACGAUCUGGCAUUUAGCUGGUUUUCCUUAUGCGAGUAUGUGCUUGGCUCUGCAAAUAUGGCUUUUCAUAUAACCGUAAUUCUAGACUUUCCCAUGGAGCAGCUGGUUGUCGGGAACGGUUUACCCGCCUUAAAGGUGGAUUAACUUGUAAUAUUUUAUACUUAUUAUUAUCUUAUUGUUGUCAUCAAAGUGCCUACUGCCACUGUCUGGAAGUGCUAUUGCCAAAGUAUAAAAAGUGACAUGUUGUAUACAACACGUACUGAGUAUCCACUGACAAAUGAACCGAACGAUUCUAACUGAAAUAAGUAUGCGACGUACGAAAUCAAAAGAGUUUCAGGAAAAAUCAAAUACUCUUAAGAGGAGACUAAUGCAAACGGUGCAUUGUACCCUGUUUUAAUUGACGUUUAUUAAAAAAAAAAGUAUUUGUCCCGAGGUAUAUUCGUUCAGACGAACAUUAUUGUUUACUAUGGAUUUCCUUUAUUUGAAGAUUUGUUCUUUGGUGGAUACGCAGUUUGGUGCACGUUUUCAAUUGAUUUGAGUGCGGAAAUGGCGCGAUGACUUAAUAAUGAGAUACUCGUUUUAUCAGUCUUCGACAAAUUCGCAAAGUAGCUUUUACGUUAGCGUUUCUCUUUGUCGACGAUGAUUAUUCUUAUAAGUACGCUAUCCAAUCGUUUAACAAGUAACAGCACGAUCGAAGGUAAAAAUCAAAAGGGAAAAAGUAAAAAAAAAAAAUGCAAAAAAAAGAAUCUAGCGCUUCCAAAGUAUGGCACCGGUAUCUUCCCAGGCAAUGAGAAAAGAAAACUUCAAAUGGCCUUUUAGUUAGUAAAAAUUUUGUAGCGAUACAGGAGGAAUAUGUAUCCUACAUACAAACAAUAUUAUGCAUUGUCCACAGUAACGAUAAUUCAUAUUUAAUUUCUAUACUCGUACAGCCGAUUUCGGGGGAAUACACACAGUUUACCAAUAAUAACGGGAAGCGACGAAUCGUAAAUGUUAAAUCCGCUUCCAUAGGAGUCCUUUAUAAAUUAACUCUAGUCAAUAAUUAAUUCUAGUCGUUUUACUUGAUUUUUUUUCUAAUCCAUUUCAAGGACGCCACGUUUCCGAACUUCGACUCAUUGUUAGCAUGUAGGAUGCAUUUAGAUUGUAACGCGUCUUUCGUUUUCGAUGAAGGUAUGUUCGCGAGAUGUGUACUUAGUUUUAAUUUAAGUCAUCGCAAAAGUAUUGUUUCAUCGCUGUAACGGGCGAGGUUCCUCGUUUCUCUCAGUGGUCGUCUUGUACUGUGAGCUGCCCCUUUUUUGCUUAGAAAUCCUGUACCCUGAUUGUGAUUUCUUUUGUGCGUUCAUCCUCUCGUUCGAUCGUCAUUGCAUCCACUUUUUUUCCAUUGUUUUUAGUCACCCUUCAUCGUUUUCCUCUGUUUGUAAAAGCCACGGUUCGUCGAGUCUCCUUCGUCAUGUCCCUUUACUUUUCCUACGUUGGCAUGCGCACAUUUUUAAUUGACGAGUUCGUUUUUUCGAUAAGCUCUUUCGAGGACCACCUCGGGUUUUUCUUCAAUCUCCAUUUCAGAUAAGUUACAAGGAUCAUCCUUAGGGUUCGACGGAUAAAAGUAAGGGUCCCGGUUGUUCCAAGCGUAAAAGGUGGGCUCCUGUAAGGAGAGUCUUAAUCCAUUAAGAUUAAGAUUCCUUUACAGUUAGAUACAGAGUCGACCGCGUAACAGUGAAUCAUUGUGACUUCGAUCCUCCUCUUCGUUCGGUACAGCUGUAAUAUCGUUAGCAUAUUUUAUCGCGCCUAAGCAACCGCGAGAGUCGUUAUGCGAAACGAGGAGAACAAAUGCGACGUAACAGGAACGAAGCAAGGAGUAAGUUACUCGAUAAUCAUUUAAUCUUAUAGCAAUACGUUGUGUUACGUACGAUUUAAUAUCUAAAUAGCCGUAGGGUCUUUAAACAAUUGGCAGUUAAGUGAUCGGGACACGAGGAUAGACGUAGAUACGCAAACGGAAAAUGAAAUCGAUGAUUAUCUUGUAUUAAUACAUAUAUAUAUUCCCGACCAAACCACGAACGUUACGUCCAAAAACGAAACAAAUAUAUUACGGAGAAAAUUAACAAAGUUAAUUCAGAUGACUGUUUGUAAGAAAUUUUAUAAACGGGGACUUCAUCUUCCUCUUCGAGAUACUUGUUAAUUAAUGUUUCGCGGAAAGAAAGAGCGAGCGAGAGAGAGAGAGAGAGAGAGAGAGAAAGAGAAAGAGCGCCACAAAAAAUAAUAAAGAAGGAUGUUUGUGAUAAAGCACUAUUAUAGUUGAACGUAAAUCAGUUUCUUCGAUUCCUCAGAUGAAUUUCAACGCUAAGGGAGAGGUGGUAAAUAGACAACCGUUCUAUCCUUGCAAAUUUUAUUUAACAUUAUGAGGAAAUACAUAUAUAUAUAUAUAUAUAUAUAUUUUCAUAUAACAAACGUUUUUUUCUCGUAUUUUUUUAACGUUUUAUUUAUUAACCAUCGAUGCGUUUUCGCAUGCGUCUACGAUUGCACAACCGUAUCUUACGUUAAUAAACAAAGAGUAAUUAAAAUAGGGCACGUGUGAAAAAUGAAACAGGCAUAAAUCGCGUAUGGUUCCCAUCGUUACAAAAUACUAAACGUUUGUAAUUUGUCGCAGACGAAGUAUAAGUAUUUGGAGAACGUUGCGAAUUAAUUUUAUUGAUACGACGUCGUAGCCCGUGCCAAGUGAUAUAUUAAAGAUGCAAAUGCGACGCGUGCAUCGAUCGCAUUGGCAUCGAAUCAUCGAUGACACACAACAGAUUUAAAUUGGAAUAUAAAUAUGAAAUAUCUUUAAUGAAUCACUUGUUUCGCUUAACCAUCGCUUCGAUCGUUACGGUGACUUUCCUUAGUUUCAAUUUUAUCUGAAUAUAUCGCAAACGUUGAACGAGCUACUGUAUUGCUGCACUACACUGUUAUACGUAUACACGUAUUUUUGUCUUUAUAAGACAGUCACGAGCAUAGCUUAUUUACCUUAAAGUUGUACAGAGUGUUUUAAAGAGGGUAAACGAUUUUAGUCUUGUUUGGGAGACGACAAUUAUCAUCGAUUCAUUCUCGCACGCUGUGUCAAAGCUGAUUUUAUCGAUGAAAUUAUACGAUAUUAAUUAAAUAUUUGCUACCGUUGUACGUACAAAACGAUCCUUAAGUUCUAACCGUAGGCGUAGGCUAAAAAUAAUCUCUCAAACAAUUCUUCGAAACUCUCUUCUACCCUUGAGACAGCUUAUAUACAUAUACGAAUGUACGAAAUUAAAACGUAAGUACUACAUUCGCAUAAUAAGUAAGCACGUUUUAUCAGCCGUUUGUUCACCUCAGUAAGUAUGUAAUUUGAUUUUACGUGAAGCUCGGGUUCACGAUAACCGUCGGCAUUAUGUAAACUCGAUUUCUAUUCGAGGGGAUCGUUCGCGGUCAAUAGACGAAGAAAUCUAACACGAUUUACAUAUGUAACGCGAGAUACCUACGCGAACACAUUCGUUUUAAUAAGCUUCGUACAAUCGAAAGCUGUUGCAUAAAACUUUGCCUGAAAAAAAAAAA
Ceratina calcarata is the source of this 4425-nucleotide messenger RNA. RefSeq names its product post-GPI attachment to proteins factor 2-like. The transcript has 5 exons. The record is from RefSeq and is a predicted model, not a curated record. Lineage: Eukaryota; Metazoa; Arthropoda; Insecta; Hymenoptera; Apidae. Bases 31 to 1017 code for a protein of 328 amino acids. Gene Ontology annotation, cellular component: Golgi membrane; endoplasmic reticulum membrane. Gene Ontology annotation, biological process: GPI anchor biosynthetic process.